AUGGGGCGUGUAGCUGUAAUUGGAGAAGGUGUUAUCGGUACAUCCACGGCUUUAGCUCUCAAAAGAAUUCGACCAAAUAUAGAGAUAACCAUUUUCCACGACCGACCAUUCGAGAAAAUAUGUUCAGCCAUGCCGGCAGGACUCUUCAGAUUUGAUAAUAUUAAUGACAGAGCUGAUGCUAAGGUAACCUUCGAUUGGUACGCUGAUCUGUGUCGACGCCUCGCAGGCACCGUUACCGGUGUCAAACUUCUAUCUGGUCAUAUACAGUCGGAUUCGAAAGAAGCGUUGGAAGGACAGAAAAAAGCGUAUGGAGAUAUCGUUUAUAAUUUCCGCUACAUGAGCGACAAAGAGCGAGAAAGUUUGUUCGUAGAGCCAUCGAAAUAUGCCAUUCAUUUUUCCUCCUAUGCAGCUGAAGGGAAUCAAUAUGUACCUUUUCUAAAGAAACAAUUGGUUGACCAAGGAGUUGUUUUCAAGCAACGAGCAAUUAACAGCGUAGAAGAGCUUGCUGAUGACGGUUAUGAUAUCGUCAUCAAUUGUGCGGGAUUAAAUGCCGGAAAACUUGCUGGCGAUGAUACUAGUGUAUAUCCGAUACGUGGAGUUGUAUUUGAGGUUCACGCGCCAUGGCAUAAACAUUUCAACUAUCGAGAUUUUUGUACAUUCACUAUUCCUAAAAAUAAUAGUGUUGUAGUUGGAUCAGUGAAGCAAGUGAACCGUUCUGACAUGAGAGUAACGGAAGAAGACAGAAAUGACAUUUGGCGACGUUACGAGGAGCUACAUCCAGCUAUGAAGGAUGCUAGGAUACUAGGUGAAUGGUGUCAUCUACGACCUGCACGUGAAAGCAUACGUGUGGAGAGUGUUGCGAAGCGAAAGCAGAGCGGAGCGACAUAUACGGUUGUUCACAAUUAUGGCCAUGGGGGUCAUGGAUUCACUGUCGGUUGGGGAACAGCUGUUCGAGCUGCCACUUUGGUAGAUAUAGCUCUUGGAAGAUCGAGACUUUAG
Necator americanus (New World hookworm) is the source of this 999-nucleotide messenger RNA. RefSeq lists its product as uncharacterized. Gene Ontology annotation, cellular component: cytoplasm. The transcript has 10 exons. NCBI's taxonomy places the organism in Eukaryota, Metazoa, Nematoda, Chromadorea, Rhabditida, Ancylostomatidae. Gene Ontology annotation, molecular function: D-amino-acid oxidase activity; FAD binding. The coding region runs from base 1 to 999 and encodes 332 amino acids. The record is from RefSeq and is a predicted model, not a curated record. Gene Ontology annotation, biological process: D-amino acid catabolic process.